Molecule: messenger RNA, 3641 nt
Organism: Mandrillus leucophaeus (drill)
Lineage: Eukaryota; Metazoa; Chordata; Mammalia; Primates; Cercopithecidae
Gene: ZNF182
Product: zinc finger protein 182
Exons: 7
Coding region: 405-2324 (639 amino acids)
Biological process (GO): regulation of transcription by RNA polymerase II
Cellular component (GO): nucleus
Molecular function (GO): RNA polymerase II cis-regulatory region sequence-specific DNA binding; DNA-binding transcription activator activity, RNA polymerase II-specific
Source: RefSeq, a predicted model, not a curated record
AGAACCGACCGCUGCAGCCCUUUAGGCUGCGGUGCCAAAGAGUCGGUCCCGAAGCGGAAGUGCUUGUUGGGGCCGGGCUUUGUAACGGUCUCCUGAGCAGCGAGCAGAAAAUCUGUUAUCCAGAGAGACACAGUGACCUGCCCCUAAGGGUUCAUGCCCAUCCCUCAGGCCCCUCUUUAGACGCGCCCUGCUCCUCCCUCUGCUCUAUCCCCUUGCCCAAGCCCCGAGGUGGGGACCUGGUGUGAAUGCUCCGGCCGAAGUGAACCUGCACCCCCGCACCCGAAGGCCUCUUUCCGGCUCCUGGGCAAGGCGGCCCCGGUGAGCUCAGCCGUUACACAUAUCUGCUUUUUCCCAAGAAGAGCAGGAAAUGGCCAAACCCCAGUCCUGCAAGUUGUACAAGAAGCAUGAUACCAGCAUCUGCAUCUGGUGAGGCCUCAGGAAGCUUCUACUCAUGGCAGAAGGCAAAGAGGGAACAGGGGCUAGUGACAUUUGAAGAUGUGGCUGUGGAUUUCACCCAGGAGGAGUGGCAGUACCUGAACCCGCCACAGAGGACCCUGUACAGAGACGUGAUGCUGGAGACCUACAGCAACUUGGUCUUUGUGGGGCAGCAGGUUACCAAACCAAACCUCAUCCUCAAGUUGGAGGUAGAAGAAUGCCCGGCAGAAGGAAAAAUCCCAUUUUGGAACUUUCCAGAAGUCUGUCAAGUUGAUGAACAGAUUGAGAGGCAACAUCAGGAUGACCAAGAUAAACGUCUGCUGAUGCAAGUUGGAUUUUCUGACAAGAAAACAAUUACCACCAAGAGCGGUCGUGACUGUCAUGAGUUUGGAAACAUACUUCAUUUGAGUACAAACCUUGUUGCUUCAAUACAAAGACCUGAUAAACACGAAUCAUUUGGAAAUAAUAUGGUAGAUAAUUUAGACUUAUUUAGUAGACGUUCUGCAGAAAAUAAAUAUGAUAAUGGAUGUGCAAAAUUAUUCUUCCAUACUGAGUAUGAGAAAACAAAUCCUGGAGUGAAGCCCUAUGGCUAUAAAGAGUGUGGGAAAGGUCUUAGGCGAAAGAAAGGCCUUAGUCUACAUCAGAGAAUUAAAAAUGGAGAGAAACCCUUUGAAUGUACUGCAUGUAGGAAAACCUUCAGCAAGAAGUCACACCUCAUUGUACAUUGGAGAACUCAUACAGGAGAGAAACCUUUUGGAUGUACCGAAUGUGGAAAAGCCUUUAGCCAAAAAUCUCAGCUCAUUAUACACUUGCGAACUCAUACAGGAGAGAGACCCUUUGAGUGUCCUGAAUGUGGAAAAGCCUUCAGAGAAAAGUCAACUGUCAUCAUACAUUACAGGACUCACACAGGAGAGAAACCUUAUGAAUGUAAUGAAUGUGGAAAAGCCUUCACUCAGAAGUCCAAUCUCAUUGUCCAUCAGAAAACCCACACUGGAGAGAAAACCUAUGAAUGCACUAAAUGUGGAGAAUCUUUCAUACAGAAGCUUGAUCUAAUUAUACAUCAUAGUACCCAUACAGGAAAGAAACCCCAUGAAUGUAAUGAGUGUAAGAAAACUUUCAGUGAUAAGUCAACUCUCAUUAUACACCAGAGAACUCAUACAGGAGAGAAACCUCAUAAAUGUACUGAAUGUGGGAAGUCUUUCAAUGAGAAGUCAACCCUCAUUGUGCAUCAAAGAACUCAUACAGGAGAGAAACCCUAUGAAUGUGAUGUGUGUGGGAAAACCUUCACGCAAAAGUCAAACCUUGGUGUACAUCAGAGAACUCAUUCAGGAGAGAAACCCUUUGAAUGUAAUGAAUGUGAGAAAGCCUUCUCUCAGAAGUCCUACCUCAUGCUACAUCAGAGAGGUCAUACAGGAGAGAAACCUUAUGAGUGCAAUGAAUGUGAAAAAGCAUUUUCACAGAAAUCAUAUCUCAUUAUCCAUCAAAGAACUCAUACAGAAGAAAAACCCUAUAAAUGUAAUGAAUGUGGCAAAGCCUUCAGAGAAAAGUCAAAGCUCAUUAUACAUCAGAGAAUCCAUACAGGAGAGAAACCCUAUGAAUGUCCUGUGUGUUGGAAAGCUUUUAGCCAGAAGUCACAGCUCAUAAUACAUCAGAGAACGCACACAGGAGAGAAACCCUAUGCAUGCGCUGAGUGUGGCAAAGCCUUCCGAGAAAAGUCAACAUUCACUGUGCAUCAAAGAACUCAUACUGGAGAGAAACCCUAUAAAUGUACGGAAUGUGGGAAAGCCUUUACCCAAAAAUCAAACCUUAUUGUACAUCAACGAACCCAUACAGGAAAGAAAGCCCAUGGAAGAGGCCACACUCGGAAGUCAAAGUUCAUGGCACAUUAGAGAGCUAAUCAACAGUAUAUAUUAUGGACAUUGAAGGAAAGUUGUGUCAAUUUAAUUCACAUUUGAAAAGUAUAUUCCGACUUCUGGUUUAAAUAUGGGAGUAAACUCAGCCUUUCUUUUCAUCUCGGUCAUAACCCAAAAGCUACGGGAGAAAAAGCAGAAGUGUAAUCUCUGUAUCUGACAAAAUUAGAAGACGGCUGCAACCCUGAUAAGAGGGCUGCCACAGGCAGAGGAAAUGAAGCACUGGUGCAGGAGAUUUCAGAGUGAGCGUGCUCAAGGCUGCAGAUGCGAGACAGCACUGGUAAGGACUCUUAGCUGAGGUUCGGGAUAUACACCGAGGCAUGGAACCAUAAAUAUAACAGUGGUAAUAGUGCGUGGGCAGGUAGGAGGUAGGAUGUUUCCUAGACCUUUUGGGGUCCGAGGAGAAACAGGCUGGGGCCUCGAGAAGGAGUCACUCAGACAAGCCAUAUUUGUAGAAAGUAGUCUUCUACUGAUGGGAGAAACAGUUAUGGGGGUGCUGGGGGAAGAGAAGGGACUUUUCCUUGUGAAGAGCCCCACAGCUGCCCGUUUACUGACUUGGGAGAAGUAAAGUCAGAAAGAACUAACGUGGGGGGAAAAAAUCUCAGUUGUCCAAAAAAACUGAUCUGCUUGGAAUGUGGCCCUGGUUUCUUUUCCCACAUGAACCUCCAGCAAAUAGCAAGUCCAGGAAAAACUCUUCUCAUUCAAAGAGGAAUGAUUCAAAAGUAAUCAAAACCACAAAUGCAUUUGGUUUUGGGGCCAGCAAUUCCACUUCUAGGAAUGUACAUACUCACACAUGUACAAAAUGAUGAACAUACAGAAGUAUUCAUUAAUGCACUGUUUGUGAAAACAAAAGAUUGGAAGCUGUCUAAAUGAUACCGUAUCAGGGUUCUGGUUCCCUAAAUUGUGGUAUAUCCAUACAGCCUACUCCUGGGUAGACAACAAUGAAUAAAUAAGGAGAACUAGGAUGCCAUUUAUGUAGUGAUGUGGGAUAACCUUCAGUUUAUGUUAUUAGGUAGGAAAAACAAGGUUAAGGACAGUGAGUAUAAUAUGCUGCCAUUUGUAUAUACAAAGGAGAAAAAUGAUAAGUACAUAAUUGUGAAUUCAUAAGUUAUCUCUGGAAAGAGACACGAGAACCUGGUAACCCUGAUUACGCUGGAAGGGGAGGGAGCAGUGGUGGCUGUGGGGAUGGAAUUGAGAGGGAGACAACUGUAUCCUUUCAUAGCUUUUGAAAAUGUGGAUGUACUAUGUACUAUGUGGAUGUACUACCUUUUCAAAAAUAAAACAUUUUAAAAGCUA